CUCAGCCGAGCCCAGGUAGCAGCAAGGCGCAACGAGAAGGGUCUCAACAUGUACCAGGAGGUCUGAAGGACGUCGAUGCAGCAGGUCCUGAGCAAAGCAAGAAGAGCGAUGGCGAAGAGCAUCAAAAUGAAACUGGAUCAAGUACCAUGGGGAGAAACUAUCAGGGUCAGGGAUCUUCCCCACCACCAAGAGGUGCGAAAAGUGAAGCAAAAAGUAAUCAUGUUGCUGCUGAAAACGAGAAGGUUGCGAUGGAACGUGUGCAGUCCUCGGCACGUUUUUCUGGGUCAGGACAAGAUGCGAAGAGGGGUACUACAACCCUCACAGCAUCGCCGACAGCGCAAAAAGCCCAGUCAUCGGGUAAAUAUGUCGACGCCGGAAAGUCUGAUGUACUACCAAUUAUGAGCAGUGGGACGACGACAAAUGCGAGUGGAGG
Amoebophrya sp. A25 is the source of this 433-nucleotide messenger RNA. NCBI's taxonomy places the organism in Eukaryota, Dinophyceae, Syndiniales, Amoebophryaceae. The record is from the annotation of a GenBank genome assembly.